AUGUUCCUAGACGCAAAGAAUGCGACGGUUCCGAAUCCGGAUUUGAACCCGAAUCCAGGGAUUCGGAAAAAAUUUGGAUCCGUGGAUCCAAACGGUCGACCGCGUCCGGAUCGCAUACAAUCCUACCUGCAACUCAUCAGCAACUCCAUCGAUAUGGUCAAGAAGGAUAGGGACUACAUCAUUGCCCUGGAAAAGCAGAUGGAGGAAGAUGGAAAAACGAGAGAAAAAAUGGACCAACGCAAGCGACGAUUGCUCGAGCACAGGAGGGUGCAGGACUUGCUUGAUAAGGGGGUGGUCAAACAAGGGGAGCUCAUGAAACAGGAAGUUAAGGAUUUCAAACUGCUCCAUGAAGAAUUUUUUGAAAAUAAAAUUCAGAUGGCUCGCUGUCCGAGUCCAAGUCCAGUGAAGAACACUCCUCUGUUUCACAAGAAAAAGUCCAUCUUUCUGACGAGCGAGUAUCUUAGCAAAGUGCUGUCAAACAACUUUAAGAAAGUAGUCAUGAAAAAAAAUAAUGGCGAGGAUCUUGAAUCCGCUCUUGAGUUGGACUAUCCCGAUCCCGUCCUGAAACAAAUGUCUAAUGCUACGAAAGUGGACGAGUUGUACCUACUGGCAGAGAAGGUCGUCCAAAGAACGGAGGAGGGGUGCAAGGACAUAGAGAUGGCCCUCAACAAUUUUUAA
This is a messenger RNA of Helobdella robusta, 678 nucleotides long. RefSeq lists its product as hypothetical. The transcript has 6 exons. NCBI's taxonomy places the organism in Eukaryota, Metazoa, Annelida, Clitellata, Rhynchobdellida, Glossiphoniidae. The record is from RefSeq and is a predicted model, not a curated record. The coding region runs from base 1 to 678 and encodes 225 amino acids.